Messenger RNA from Cylindrotheca closterium, 1005 nucleotides. NCBI's taxonomy places the organism in Eukaryota, Bacillariophyta, Bacillariophyceae, Bacillariales, Bacillariaceae. The record is from the annotation of a GenBank genome assembly.
AUGACCGAUCUUACUCAAUACGUUCAAGCAGGAGCUUGUGUUCGAAGCGGUGGUGCACCAGGACUCUUCGGCAUGGCAGUCGGCUGUGCAUUCGAAUUUUCGGACUGCGAAGGAGCAAUAUUUCGCUCGAGCCGUGAGUUGCUCUUGGCGGGGUCGGAGACUGUAGGAUACAUCUGCCUCGACAGAGCAAUCGACACGCGUGUUGGACGCUGCAUAAAUGAUUCCAGUUACGUCUGUACUAGUGAUGCAGGAUCGUGUGCCGAGGAAGACGGAUUUGAACCGGUCUCUGAUGAUUGCAGCAUGCUGGUUGACAGAAGUCCUCAACGGAAGCAAAAGAGAACUCACUUUGGAGGAUGCACCGAUCCUGCUUUCCCCUUUCCUACCAAAUGCUACUGGUCCGUGGCUGAUUGUGAUACUGAAGGAAGUGAUGGCAUGCAAUGGAUAUCAGCCGGAUCAAAUAGCAAAUGUACCUGUGAAGAAACUCUUACCGGUGCGUGCGAGAGCAACGGUGAAUAUUACUGUGCCGUCUCGGAGUUUGGUUGUGACUCGUACAGCACCUUUGUUCCAGCGGCGCGACUUCCAGCAGGUGUAACGUGUUUCCUCUGCAAAAAGUAUGACGACAGUAUCAUCGAGACGAAGAGCGCGCAAGUCGUUGAGCCGAUAGUACCCUCAACGCCACAACUAUUGUCUCAAAACCAGUCUGCCCCACAAGACGAUUCUCCUUCAGAACCACCACAACGCGAGCCUACAAGCUCUCCAGAGAAUUACAUUCCAGCUACAUUCCCUACUAGUGACCCAGUCGACGUUGCAGCAAAGCUUCAACCUCAUUUCGAAAAAGACACCGUCGCUCUCUACGUUGCAAUCCCGACUAUGCUUUUGUUCACACUCUUGCUUUGUUGCGCCAUUACGUGUACCGGUUCCAAGUCCCAACAACAGUUGGGUGGCAAGAGCCCAUCCGAAGAAGACGAAGGAAUGGUUGAAAGCCCUAAAGGUGAAUUGGCCUAA